AUGAAGAUAGUGCAACAGCUUCUACUGGUGGCUGUAGCCUUGUGGUUGCGACAAGGCGGUGCUCCCACCGUGGCCGGACAAUGUGCACAUAGGUGUGGGAGAGUGCCCAUACCUUAUCCCUUCGGGCUCGAACCCCAGUGUGUGAGGUCCAAUGAAUUUUUGCUCAAUUGCAAUAAGACCGAAGGGAGAGGUGGUCGACUACUGUUGGGGAAUUAUUCGAUACACAAGAUCUCAGUCAGCGACUCGACCAUGGUCAUCAGACUCCCCGAACUAAACGACUGCUACAACAAGUCUAGCUUGUCAGUAAACACAAACAAUUCUCUGUCCAUCGAUCUAUCUCCAUAUCCGCAGUACAGAUUCUCGGCCAACCGGAACGCCCUCACAGUCCUCGGUUGUGACACCUACGCGUACAUGACCAACGGAGUUGGGCGGGGCGCCUGCAGCCCCUACUGCACGAGGUACGUCGACUUGGCGAAGGAGACCACUUGCCUUGGUCUCGGUUGCUGUCAAGUAUCCAUUCCGGGGGUCGACACGCUCUAUGUUAGAAUCUCCUUCUUCAACGAUAACGUGAAGGUCUCGUCAUUCAACCCCUGUGGAGUGGCCUUCGUGGGGGACAAAGAGUUAUUCAAUAUCUCCAGCAAGAGGUCGGACUUUGUUCUGGACUGGACGAUCGGAUGGAACGUCACUUGCACACAGGCCAUUUUGAACCAGUCGAGCUAUGCCUGUGGCAACAACACUGACUGUCGCGACUUCGCGGAUGGACCGGGUUACCGUUGCUUUUGCAAGCCUGGGUAUGAGGGGAAUCCCUAUGAUCGCUCCUGCGGGUGUCAAGGUAAUUAA
Eucalyptus grandis is the source of this 840-nucleotide messenger RNA. Its product is annotated as wall-associated receptor kinase 2-like. The transcript has a single exon. Bases 1 to 840 code for a protein of 279 amino acids. Gene Ontology annotation, cellular component: membrane. The record is from RefSeq and is a predicted model, not a curated record. NCBI's taxonomy places the organism in Eukaryota, Viridiplantae, Streptophyta, Magnoliopsida, Myrtales, Myrtaceae. Gene Ontology annotation, molecular function: protein serine/threonine kinase activity; polysaccharide binding.